This is a messenger RNA of Drosophila persimilis, 3043 nucleotides long. RefSeq names its product gastrula zinc finger protein XlCGF8.2DB. Gene Ontology annotation, cellular component: nucleus. The transcript is spliced from 6 exons. The record is from RefSeq and is a predicted model, not a curated record. The coding region runs from base 609 to 2141 and encodes 510 amino acids. NCBI's taxonomy places the organism in Eukaryota, Metazoa, Arthropoda, Insecta, Diptera, Drosophilidae. Gene Ontology annotation, biological process: regulation of transcription by RNA polymerase II.
AGACCAAACUUCGUCGUGAAUUGUAAAUGAAAAAAAAUACAAAAAAGGAAUAAGAGUGCUGCCUUUUUUUAUUUUUUGGUUGUUUUCUGUGAUUGUAACCCCUGUGCCGAAAAGGAAACAAAUUAAGCAACAAAAAGACGGAGCAAACUCAAAAGCAACAACAAAAACAGUGGCAUGUGCAAGUGCAAGGCAAUCAUAAACAACGGUAAAGGGAAGAAGUGAGAGAAGUAAAAGCAAGAGCAAUAAGAAGAGCAGCUAGCAAGCUUGCCAUUGUUUUUAUGAAAAAAAAAACCCACAACGGAAUUAUUGUUAUAUCGAGUUAUAUGUAUUUCUUGGAUCGCAACGAUCACUCACUUUUUUUAAGAGGAAAAUUUAAAAGCAAUAACAAUUUUGUUUUGAAAGAAAACAAAUAUCAGAACAGUAAAGUAAAUAAAUGCGAGCCGGUAACUUUAGUUGACGUCUUCCUUGUCCCUCUUCUUCGCGCAACGAAAGCAACAACAAAAGCAGCAAGAGCUAGAGUGAGAGAACCAAAUCUGUGAUUGCACGUUGUCCUGCUCCCGCCCACACCUUUCCCAUCAAGCUGGAAGAGCCGGAGGAGCAGCAGCGUCAUGGACACCAUCUGUAGACUCUGCUUUCAAACAGCAACGUUAUUCCAAGUGCCCGGCUAUAGCAUACCCACGUGCGUACGCUGCUCCGAACAGCUGACAAACAAUUCAAACUUCCAUCAAGCAGUGCGGGGGGCAGAAGGCGGAUCGGCUGUUUCCGUAUCUGCGGCCGUUGCAGCAGCCGCCGCCGCCGCCGUCGCAUCGUCAUCGACGUCCAGUGAUAGCGACGUUGCUGCAGUGGCGCAGCAGCUGACCAACGGCAGUAAUGCUGCUGCCGUCGCAGUGCUGCAGCUACACCAGCAGCAGCAGCAUCAACAGCAACAACAAAUGCAAUCAUCGAGCUCUUCCGAGAAUCUACAAUCGCAGGACGAUUCUGAAGAUGUGGAUCUGAUAUUCAAUGAGGAGGGGUCCUGUCCCCUUUGCAAUAAGACGUUCUCGCGCAAAUCCUCGCUGAUGACGCACAUACGGAACCACUCGGCGGAGCGUAAAUUUGUUUGCACAUACUGCAACAAAGGCUUCACCCAGGCGGCCAAUCUGCGGAAUCAUGAACGUAUCCACACGAACGAUCGUCCGUACCAGUGCGUCGAUUGUGGCAAGACCUUCACACAGAUCACGAACCUAAAUAAUCAUCGGCGCCUGCACACCGGCGAGCGGCCCUUUGUCUGCAAUGAGCCCGAAUGCGGGCGCAGCUUCGCCCAGGUGACCAACCUCAACAAUCACAUGAAGUCACACCACAAGGUGCAACAAUACUGCUGCAACGUAUGCAACAAGAAGUUCACUCAGGUCACCUCACUGAACCAGCACCUGCAGGCGCAUGCCGGUGUCAGCGGCUACUUCUGUCCGCGUUGUCCCGAUAAGAACUUUAAGCUGCAGUCACAGUUGCACACGCACAUGAAAUCGCACGGCCUGGCCUUCCCCUACGAGUGCAGCAAGUGCGACGAGAAGUUCCUGCAGCAGGCUCACCUCGACCAGCACCUGAAGAUGCACGACGAGUUCAAGUUCAAGUGCGACAUCUGUCCCAGCAGCUUCAACCAAGAGUCGCUGCUGAAGAAGCAUGUGCAGCGGCAUGUCGAGGGUCGGUAUCUCAGUUGUCCAGUGGCCAACUGUACGGAAUCGUUCGCCGUACGCCAGCACCUGUCCAAGCAUUUGCUCACAAAUCACUCCCAUCACGAGCUACCGCCACCGAAGCGCUCCAAAAAGACGGUAACGCUGCAGUCGCCACAACAGCCACUGGCGAUGAUCGGCCAGCCGCUUUCUCUGCAGCACACGACGGGGCAGCGUGGACGACCGCCGAAAAAUAAGAACAAAACGACCGGCACCUUGGCCGCCACGGCUAUUAAGAUUGAGAUCAAUGAGCCGCUACACAGCCAGCAUAUCAUCAGCAGUGCCAGUGGGCUUUCCAUCCAACAGCAGAUCAACCAGCACAUGCAACAGCAGGCGCAACAGCAGGCUCAGCAGCAACAUCAGCAACAGCAGCAGCAUCUACAUCUGUCCAUGGGCCAGGCGGUCAAGGCGCGGUUCAUACCCACCAAGUAGAUAAUGUUCAGUCUCUCUCUCUCUUAGCCCUCCUGCACAGUCCUCGCAGUUGCUUGAACUCCGCUAGUAGCUAGCGCCAUAGCCCGAAUACAUAUCCUCCCCAGUUUGCUAUAAAUCAAUCCAUAUGUAAAAGAUACAUAGAUACAAGAUUUGUGAGUCCGGCGGCAAGCUGCUGGUUCGGUUUGGUGUCUGUCUCCCAACCGCUGCCCAACCAAAGCAAUAGAAAAGCCAAAAUGCAUCACAAGACAGGAACAAAAAACAAAAUCGCAUAAAUGCCACCUACCUUCGGCAGGCCGAAGUUCAAAUACCCUUUGCAGUAAAAUCAAUGAGAUGAUGAGAGAAAUCUGUCCUAAGCCACAGUUCCGGCAUAGUGUCAUACCGAAGACAUAGCUCAUGAACUGCCUCCUUUCUGGAGGACUUUUGUCGUUUGAAAGCGUCAUAUCCCCGCUCGGAGAUAUAUCGCUUUAAAUGUCUCCGCCGUUUAACAAACGACAUAUCUCCGCGCAGAGCUAGGACGUUUUCCGACGACAUGUCGUCGGAGAUAUUGUCGCUGCCCCCACAGUUCCAUAUAGCCAUUUCAUUUGGCUUUGCAAAUUGUAAUUCUUUGAUAAAGAUGGGAGAUGGAUGUGUAUCCUUGAGUGCUAGUAACUCACUCUGUAAAAGUUCUUAUGGCUCAUGGCCGCCCCCCUCUUCUGCAAAAGGGUAUUUUCAAGCAGCAUUGACAGCAUCGGAGAUCAACAGACAGGACAAAACGGACUUCAAGCACGAAAAAGAACAGGGGGAAAACCAGUCUAUACAAAUCGAAUUGACAUUUAAAUUGUAAUUUUAAUGCAAAAACACGAACACACACACACACACACACAGACAGAAACCAAUUACCUAAAAUGAAUAGUAAUUAUGCA